Molecule: messenger RNA, 3855 nt
Organism: Lepisosteus oculatus (spotted gar)
Lineage: Eukaryota; Metazoa; Chordata; Actinopteri; Semionotiformes; Lepisosteidae
Product: sideroflexin-1
Biological process (GO): monoatomic ion transport; serine import into mitochondrion
Cellular component (GO): mitochondrial inner membrane
Molecular function (GO): monoatomic ion transmembrane transporter activity
Source: RefSeq, a predicted model, not a curated record
UCGUGCAAGAUCACUUCCGGUUGAAACUGAGCAGAGAAGCUCCAUUCUCGCAGCACCUCUGGCGGACUGCUGAGAUUUAGGGAGGAAAAAAAAGACGAAGAAGAUUAGCACUAAUAGCAUCAGCAGUGGAGGAGGUGUUCCUGGGCUGUGGUACGGAAGACAGAGGGAUAUUAAAGGCCUCUGGUAGCUCCGCUGUUCCCUUGGCAACAAUUUUCUGACUCAGCAAUGGCCAACAUGACAACUGAGCUGCCUACAAACAUCAAUAUCAAGGAGCCCCGUUGGGAUCAGGGAACGUUUUUAGGCAGAGCUAAACACUUCUUUACUGUCACCGACCCCCGAAACAUCCUUUUAUCCAAUGAACAGCUGGAAAGUGCCAGGAAAAUAAUACAUGAAUACAGGCAAGGAAUAGUGUCUCCAGGCCUGACCGAAGAUGAGCUCUGGAGAGCAAAGUACAUCUACGACUCUGCGUUCCACCCAGAUACUGGGGAAAAGAUGAUCCUGAUUGGUCGAAUGUCUGCCCAGGUGCCGAUGAACAUGACCAUCACAGGAUGUAUGAUGACGUUCUAUAAGACCACUCCAGCAGUGGUGUUCUGGCAGUGGAUUAACCAGUCCUUUAACGCAAUAGUCAAUUACACCAACAGAAGCGGGGACGCCCCCAUCACUGUGAGUCAGCUUGGUGCGGCCUAUGUAUCAGCCACUACGGGGGCAGUUGCAACAGCUUUAGGACUUAAUGCACUAACAAAGCGUGUUUCACCACUUAUAGGGCGGUUUGUUCCCUUUGCUGCUGUAGCUGCUGCGAACUGUAUCAAUAUUCCACUCAUGAGGCAAAGGGAGCUGAAGUACGGCAUUCCAGUCACAGAUGAGAAUGAUAACAGGUUAGGAGAAUCACCUAAAGCUGCACAGCAGGCCAUCACACAGGUGGUUGUGUCUCGAAUCCUCAUGGCAGCUCCAGGAAUGGCUAUCCCCCCUUUUAUUAUGAAUACUUUGGAAAAGAAAGCAUUCUUAAAGAGAUUUCCGUGGAUGAGUGCUCCCAUCCAGGUUGGGCUGGUAGGAUUCUGUUUGGUAUUCGCCACUCCCUUGUGCUGCGCACUGUUCCCGCAAAAGAGCUCCAUGUCUGCAAGCCGGCUGGAACCUGAACUACAGGAAAAAAUCAGAGAAAGAGGCUUAGAGGUGGAGAGAGUUUACUUCAACAAAGGACUGUAAUAACAAAGAUAACAACUCAUCUCAGUGCACUGCACAAGAAUGCAGUUCGGUGUGAAUCCUCAUUUUGUGUGCCAAAGUUUUGUUUCCCCAUCAGUGUUUUUGCCAAGUCUUACAACAGACAUUUUAACUCAUUUUCCUAAGAUCCUCUUACAUAUCACUCUUGUCCUGGUUUUCAACCACAUCCAGGUUAAGAAGGUGCUUAUUUUAGUUAUUUUUCUUUAUUUUUAUCCACCUACAGUAUUUUAAUGUUGUAUCAGUUUUUGUUCUUAAUUUGUGUUUUACCAAAAUGUGUGUGAUGAAUAAUGGAGUCCCUAUCAGGGUGUAAAAAGGGGCCUGCUUUGUUGUUUUAAAUACAGUUGCAGUUUCAGAUCAUAAUGCAUCUCCAUUAUUGAACACUUCUCCAAAAUUAGAAGUUGCCAGAAAUGUGAAGUUUUUUUCAGUAAUUUGACAGCUUUAUAUUUGUAGGUGAAUUUGUUGGUAAAAUAUACUUUACAAGAACCUACAAGAAUACAUCUGUUUUUGCCUAAACUUUAUGAUAGUGGUAAACUCUAUUUCACAUGAAAUCUUUUUAUGAUUUUAUGAUGAAUUUAGCCGAGCAAGUUUUACCUUUGUUAAAUACUUAAAACUAUCUUCAUAAUAUUGUGCAUACUGAGCAUAACAACCUUAAUACCCAAUACUUGCUACAGUGUCUCAUUUAGUGUUGAAUUUACAGUUUUAAUUUGAACUGCUGACCAGCAAAAAAAAAGUGCAGAAUGCAGAGAUAAAACCUGAAAAAAAUUAUGGUGGUUUGGAAUUUUAGUCACAUUCAGCAAUAAAAGCUUUUCAACAGGAAUGGCUUGCAUAAUGUCAUAACCACAUGUGUGUGAGUACAAAGCCAGAAGAGUUGAUUAAAACACUUCUUGUGGUCUCAGUUGGUUAGUAAAAGCAAAAAGUCUUCUAUAGGGGAGUACGACCGAAAUAUGAACAGCUCUAAGUGAACUUAAGUGUCGUGCCAGCAUCUGUCCAGCAAAGCAUAAUUUUGCUCUUUCUUUUGAGCAGAAGUACAGUGUGUUGUUGAUACUAUGUUAAAAGACUGAAGAACAGAAGGAAUAAGUAAACCUCAACCGUAUAGUAAUUGUAAUUUUAAAUAAGGAAUAAAUAUACCUUUAUGAAUUCCCAUCUAGAGAUGAUACAAUGUUACAUUGUAAACCUCAAUUUUUAGAUUACGAUUAUAUCUACAGUAUAUGUAUAUGUACUUUAGCCACAAUGUGAGCCCCCAUACAUGUAGCGCUAUACUCAUUUGUGAUCAGCUGGCAAGGUUCAGACACAAUAAUUGAGUCUGACAGCCUAGACUGGGCUGAAUAAACAAUUCAAAUCAUGUGAGGACACUGGAAAGAUGACAACCACUGCAGAAUAAACCCCCUUAGAUUUCAUCUUGGCUGAUGUACAGUAGUUGUAGAGGAAUGUACAGUAUCUGCCUCACUCAGUUACUGCAUAUUGACAGAAUUAAAGAUGAACCCUUUAAAAAAAUCUAGCAGGAUCACUAAUACUGUAUCAAGAAUAUAACUUUAAUUUCUUACAUUUGGGCAGAAGGAGAUGCAAUAGUUUUAUGCAUCACAACCAACAUCUAUACCAAUAAUAACUAAAAAAAAACCUACGUAAGAGUUUAAUUUUGUAGUUGUGCACAUUUCGUUGAGUUCUCAUUGACAUCUUUGUCUACAUUUUAAAAGAUUCUGUGACCGUGUUAAGAUAUAUAAGCAUAUAAGUUUUAAUGGUGAUUGUAUAGUAUAUAGAUAGAAAGUAUGAUUAGGUGUUUCGAAAGAUAGGUGUUCAAAUAGUUAAAAUUGUUUUAAGUUUCCUCUGACAAAUCUGGCUGACAAAGAGGUUGUGGCAAAGAUAGAAAGCUUGCACACUGAUGAGGCUUUUUCACAAUGCUAAUGAUCUUAGGCUGUUUUUUUUUUUUCAGAAUGUGAGAAAUUAUCACCAUUGCCAUCUUAACACCAGCCUCAUUUUGAUAGUUCCUAUAAUUGAACCCAAUUUGGAAAUGCUUUGCACAGGUGUGAUGCCACCACUGCUGAAGUCAGUGUUGUCAGUUGUGGCAGAAUAACACCACACCUAAACACACUAAACAGCAAACUCCCUGUCCUAUUAUUUGUUCAACCACAAAGCGUUAAUUAAAAUUGACUUAAAUCAUCACAUCUGGAGUAAGAACACCCUGGGUCUCUUGGAAGCAGUAAUGUCCACUCAGAUAAUACAAGGCGAAUAUGUGGCAAGAGACAAAGGUACUAGCUGAAGCACAACGGUUUGGUUUUAAUGCAGAACUUUCAUAUGUUCUAGGUUUCUUACCUUCUGUAUUGAACAACUCUGAUAGGCUGAUGGUCUUAACUACAUAGAACUACACUGUUCUCAUGAUCAAAUGGUUAGUGUAAUACAAGGGUCUAGCAAAUUACACAACAAGAAACUGCUUUUUUCUUACCAAGGUGUGCAAUAACAGAUACCAAUCUUUUUAAAAUGAAUUGUGUUAUGAAAAUAUGGUUUACAGUAAUUUAAACAUUUUAAUUGAAAUAAAAAGUUUGUCUAUAAAGAAAUGUCUUGAUUGUGUUUCAGAAUAAACGGAGGUGUUGUGUUGUGUAGAUUACCUGGAUGAAAUAAAUGAUAAAUUCCCGACCUAGA